CAGAGAGGCUAGUGGCAUGUGGACCCUGGUUUUCGACGGCAGCAAUGGAAGCUUCCAUGGUUGCGACUGUACCAAGACCGACUACUUUCACCACCACUCCAAGGCUUGAAAGCAAGCCUCUAUAAAGCUCGUCGCACCUCUUACCCCGCUUCCCAUUACUUCCACGCCUAUUCUUUUGCUCAACUACACCUUACCCCGCCAUGGACGAUGCCCGUAAAGGCGACGCUGCUCUAAGCGCAAGCAAACCCGACGAAGCGAUUGAACACUACACCAAGGCUCUCUCCGUCAACACCACGGCCGUCAAGUACUACAUCGGCCGCGCGACAGCCUACCAACGCACUGCCAAAUACGCCGAAUCCCUCAGCGAUGCCGAGGUCGCCGUUGUCCUUGCAAAGAAACGCGGCUCGCGCGAACUCAUCAAGGACGCCCAAUUUCGACGCGCCGUCGCUCUGUUCCACCUCGGAAGAUAUGCAGAUGCCGACUAUCUGCUGAAAAUCGUAAAGGGCCUUGACGAGAAGGACAAGAUGCUGCCCAUUUGGGAGUCCAAGGUUGCAACAAAAUUGAAGGAUAUACCAGAAGACGGCGAGAUGAGGAAAGUUAACGUCAAGGAGACUCCGGAGGUCGAUGUGCCCAGCGCACCUGUCUCUGCCGCCCCAGCGAAGGCUGAGCAGCCUGCCCCGUCCCAGGCCCCGAAGCCUGUCGCCCCGACCCCGAAAGACAAGAUCAAGACAGACUGGUACCAGUCGCCUGACACUGUUACCCUCACAAUCAUGGCCAAGGGCGUGGACAAAGACAAAGUCAGCGUGGAAUUUGAGGGGAGAUCCGUGUCUGUCUCAUUCCCCACUGCCGACUCCUCAGAUUACAGCUAUAGCGCCGACCCUCUAUACGAACAGAUCGACCCUUCACAAUCGAAAUACCGAGUCACACCCACCAAGUUGGAGAUAACAAUGCGCAAGGCAACCACGGGGCUGAAAUGGCAUGAUCUUGAGCACCCCGACGGCGACGUUAGCACUGCCCAAGCAUCCACUAUUCCCCUGCCCGUCCGCACAACCAAGGACACCGCCCCUGCAUACCCAACGUCCUCCAAGUCAGGUGCGAAGAACUGGGACAAGGUUGUCGUGAACGAUCUCGACGACAAAGACGAGAUUGAGGGCGACGAGACAUCACACUUCUUCAAGCAGCUGUACAGCGGCGCCACCCCCGAGCAGCAACGAGCCAUGAUGAAGAGCUACUCGGAAAGUGGCGGUACAGUCCUUAGUACCGACUGGAGUAACGUGGGCAACAAGACUAUAACUCCCGAACCACCCGAGGGUAUGGAGGCGAAGAAAUACUCGGGAUAAUUGCUGCCUCGCAGCAAGAGUACGAGUGUUUGCCUUAUAGGUAAAGGACAACGUUUCAUGAUAUGAUGCAUAGCAGGGUGUUUGGGUAGGCAUUAGGAGUUAUACCCACGAGAGUGAGCGCACGUAGGAAGCCAUAUACGUGAAUUUUGUACUGAAAUAUAAAUGAACAUCUUCUUUCGACAACGGGGUCAUUUGUAAACAUUCACCAACGAUAAGAGGGUAUCUGACUCGUCCCAUCUGAUUCCUCCAAGCACCUAUACUCGCACGAUCUCGGUCGUACAUUGUAAGAAUCUUGGC
This is a messenger RNA of Alternaria rosae, 1637 nucleotides long. RefSeq names its product SGT1 and CS domain-containing protein. Bases 201 to 1340 code for a protein of 379 amino acids. Gene Ontology annotation, biological process: protein stabilization. The record is from RefSeq and is a predicted model, not a curated record. The transcript has a single exon. Lineage: Eukaryota; Fungi; Ascomycota; Dothideomycetes; Pleosporales; Pleosporaceae. Gene Ontology annotation, molecular function: protein-folding chaperone binding.